Molecule: messenger RNA, 1047 nt
Organism: Hyaloscypha bicolor E
Lineage: Eukaryota; Fungi; Ascomycota; Leotiomycetes; Helotiales; Hyaloscyphaceae
Exons: 4
Coding region: 1-1047 (348 amino acids)
Biological process (GO): negative regulation of transcription by RNA polymerase II; positive regulation of transcription by RNA polymerase II
Molecular function (GO): DNA-binding transcription factor activity, RNA polymerase II-specific; zinc ion binding; RNA polymerase II cis-regulatory region sequence-specific DNA binding
Source: RefSeq, a predicted model, not a curated record
AUGGAUCCCAUCUCACGCCCUUCCUCGACCUCGACACAAAACUCGACGUUGCACCACAGUGCUUCGCUCCCACAGCUUCCUGGCCUCUCUGCUCUCGCAUCCCUCGCGUCUACGAAUAACUCUCCGCAAUUGAGGGCAUUCAACGUUCCCAGUCCGAUGGGCUUCUCGACAUCCUCACCCUCUGCCACCACGGGAGGAGGCCAGAGCAAUUCACCGCCUACGUGCCAAAACUGCACUACCUCGACGACUCCCCUCUGGCGACGAGACGAGAUUGGCUCCGUGCUCUGCAAUGCCUGUGGCCUAUUCCUCAAACUCCACGGCAGACCUCGGCCGAUAAGCCUGAAGACAGAUGUUAUCAAGAGUCGCAACCGCGUUAAGAGUUCCGGUUCUGCACAGGGAGCCAAGAAGAAGAGUGUAUUCGACUCCAAUGGUCUCGAGCAGACGCGAUCGCAAGGAGGAACUCCACCCCCCGGAGCCAUCGGUCAUCGACGAACCUCCCAAAAAUCCGCGAACGGUCACUCUGAUGGCUCGAACUCUCCCAUCUCCCGUACUGCGACGCCCUCGUUGUAUGCUCAUAUGCCCACUUUCAACGGCCGCACCCUCGAUGAUCCCUACAAUCACUCCCCAUCGCUGCCACAACUCCACCUUCGUCAACCAUCUCCCGGCCGCUCUGCCUCCCCCUUGAACGGAGCACACAGCCUUGAAGUCCCCCCAACCUUCGAGCAGCUUAUCGCCCAGAACUCCGCCCUCAAGACCCGCGUCAGCGAACUCGACCUCAUCAACGAGCUGUUCCGUGGCCGGGUUACACAACUUGAGCAAGACGAGCAAAACGCUAGGAGAGGCGAAGAGAUGCGUCGAGACUCGGAGCAAGAUCUGAUGAGACGUCUCGAGGAGUCGCAACGCCGCGAGAACCAGCUCAAGCGCCGCCUCGACGACGUAGAGCGCGAACUCGGCGAGUUGCGUGACGGAGCCCCUCGUGCGAAAAAGAUGCGCGUUGCGGACAUGGUCGGCGAUUCUGAGUGUUCAACUCCUCAAUCAACCACAUAG